AUGACGAGCAAUCAACAUGAACGAUCUUCAGAUGAUGCCUCCAAGUCCUACUACAACCUCGGAUCAUAUCACCGACGCGUGAGCACCGCUAAUCAUCAAGCUCAGCUAUGGUUCGACCGCGGGCUUAUCUGGACAUACGGUUUCAACCAUGAAGAAGCGGUCCAUUGUUUCGAACAAUCCAUCGCAAUUGACCCCAAGUGUGCCAUGUCAUACUGGGGCCUCGCUUACGCCCUCGGCCCAAACUACAACAAACCAUGGGAGGUUUUCGAUAAGCAGGAGCUCGAAUCGACAGUGCAGCGAACUUGCAGGGCCGCAGAGGAUGCUAAGGCCAAUGCAAAAACAGCGUCGCCGGUAGAGGCGGCUCUGAUCGACGCCUUGCAGUAUCGGUACCCGCAUGACCGGCCGGCGGGGGACUGCUCAUCCUGGAACCAGGGCUACGCCGAUGCCAUGGAAGUGGUAUAUAAACAGUAUCCAGAGGACCUAGACGUCGCGGUGCUGUAUGCAGACGCCUUGAUGAAUCUUACGCCGUGGGCGCUCUGGGAUAUAAAGACUGGGCAGCCCGCGCCGGACGCGCGUACGUUAGACAUAAAAACUGUCCUCGACCGUGCGCUGGCACAGAAGGGAGGGCUCUCUCAUCCGGGACUGCUGCAUCUGUACAUCCAUUUGAUGGAGAUGUCAGGGUCCCCGGAGAGCGCAUUGACGGCUGCUGACCAUCUGCGGGGUCUGGUACCUGACGCAGGGCAUCUGAAUCAUAUGCCUACGCAUUUGGACAUUCUCUGUGGCGAUUAUCGCCGAGCAGUGGCCUCCAACUCGGAAGCUAUCCGUGCAGACGAGAAAUUCCUCGCUCGUGCAGGGCCCGUCAACUUCUAUACCCUCUAUCGGUCUCAUGAUUAUCAUUUCCGUAUCUACGCGGCCAUGUUCGCUGGACAGUCAAGGGUAGCCUUGGACACGGCAGCUGAGCUGGAGGCCUCCAUUCCCGAAGAGCUUUUACGGAUCGAAUCUCCCCCGAUGGCAGACUGGCUCGAGGGCUUCCUCGCGGUGAAAGUGCACGUGCUUAUCCGGUUCGGGCGCUGGGAGGAUAUCCUCGCUCUGGAACUGCCACAGGACCAGACUCUCUACUGCGUGACUACGGCAAUGAUCCUCUACGCCAAAGGCGUAGCAUAUGCUGCUCUCGGACAAGUAGACGAGGCAGACAAGGAGCGGGCAAUAUUCCACAAAGCUCUCGGCCGCGUCCCUCCCAGCCGGGCACUGUUCAACAACACCUGCCGUGAUAUUCUGGCCAUUGCAGAUGCCAUGCUCGACGGGGAGAUCGAAUACCGCCGGGGGAAUAUCGACGCCGCCUUCAAGCACCUGCAACGGUCCAUUGCGCUGGAUGAUAGCCUUCCCUAUGACGAGCCAUGGGGCUGGAUGCAGCCCACCCGGCAUGCCUAUGGUGCUCUCCUGCUCGAGCAGGGCCAGGUAGAGAAGGCUGCGGAAGUGUACGGUGCCGAUCUGGGGAUGGACGAUACUCUGCCGCGGGCCCUGCAGCAUCCGAACAAUGUGUGGUCGUUACAUGGGUAUCACGAGUGUCUGACGAGGCUGGGACGGUCGGCAGAGGCACGGAUCAUCCAGCAGCAGUUGACACUCGCUGCAGCGACAGCAGACGUGCCGAUUCGGUCUUCGUGCUUCUGCCGACUGGAGAGCUGUACAUAG
Aspergillus lentulus is the source of this 1692-nucleotide messenger RNA. RefSeq names its product TPR domain protein. Gene Ontology annotation, molecular function: protein binding. Lineage: Eukaryota; Fungi; Ascomycota; Eurotiomycetes; Eurotiales; Aspergillaceae. The record is from RefSeq and is a predicted model, not a curated record.